UAGGGGGUGCACUUGUUAAAUGUGUAAAGUAAUAUAUAUGGGUGUUAGGAGUGUUUGGUAGAUAGGAAAGUUGAACAGAUUAUUAUUGGGUUGAUAGUGAAUUAGUGAUUCGUCUUUUCUGAUGUUUUAAUGUGAGGAUAAGAUUAUUAAGAUGUGAUUAAGUUUAGAAUGUAUGAUUGCAAUCUGGAUUUUAACGUCAUUUUAAUCUUUUAUUUAAUUAUUUUUGAAAAAAACAAUGGCCUAUGGGGCUGCAUGCGUUUCUGCUAAUAUUUAAAAAUAAAAUAAAAAUUGGUCUGCAUCACUAGAUGUAUGAUUUAUUUGUUUCUUUAUUUAGAUUUUGGUUGGUGAACAUUGUUAGACUAUGGUUUUUUUUUCCUAUGAUUUGAUGUUGUGUUUGUUGGGUUGGGUGUGGAUUUCUCACCAAAGGGAUUUUAUUAUGUUAGUAUCUUCAAUUUGAUUGAUGAAAACCUCCUCUUCACCCUUUGGCAUUGUGUGGAAUGAAACAAGUUUAAGACUGAAAUUACAAGAUAGGAAUGGUUUGGAUCAUUUUAUAUAGGGCAAGUUAAUUGAACUUGGGAAUGAUUGAAGGUUGAUGCCCUUUCAUGUUUUCACACAUUGAUUUGUAUCUUUGGAUUGAAUAAAGAAUCAAGCAACAUACUGGAGGUGAAAUCAAUGUUGAAAGCAACAGCAUCUGGAGUUUUAAUUGGCAUGCUUUUCAUGUGUGCAUAUGCAACAACAGAUCAUGGAUAUUCCAAAUGCAACUGUGAUGAUGAGUCCAGCUGGUGGACAAUUGAAACCAUUCUUGAGAGCCAGAAAGUUGGUGAUUUCCUCAUUGCUGUGGCCUACUUCUCCAUCCCCAUUGAGCUUCUUUACUUCAUCAGUUGCACAAAUGUUCCCUUCAAAUGGGUCCUCAUUCAGUUCAUUGCCUUCAUUGUUCUCUGUGGAAUGACACAUUUGCUGAAUGGUUGGACCUAUGGCCCACAUUCCUUCCAAGUCAUGGUGGCACUCACUGUCUUAAAAGCUCUCACUGCUUUGGUAUCAUGUGCCACUGCCAUAACCCUCAUCACUUUAAUCCCUUUGCUCCUAAAAGUGAAGGUCAGGGAAUUCAUGCUGAAGAAGAAGACCAGGGAUCUUGGGAGGGAGGUUGGUAUGAUAAUGAAGCAAAAGGAAACUGGAAUGUAUGUGAGGAUGCUAACUCAUGAGAUUCGGAAGUCGCUUGAUCGGCAUAAGAUUCUCUACACCACAUUGGUUGAGCUUUCCAAAACUCUGGGAUUGCAGAACUGUGCAGUAUGGAUGCCUAAUGUUGAUAAAACUGAGAUGAACCUCACACAUGAAUUGAAUGAGAGGAAUAGGAACUUUUCUAUCUCUACUACUGAUCCUGAUGUGGUGAGAAUCAAGGAAACUUCUGGAGUGAACAUAAUUGGUUAUGACUCUGAGCUUGCGGCUGCUAGUUGUGGGAUUUCGAGCGAGGCAGGUGCAGUUGCUGCGAUCCGAAUGCCAAUGCUUCGGGUUCGUGAUUUCAAAGGGGGAACGCCAGAGAUAACUCCCGCGAUUUAUGCGAUAUUGGUCUUGGUGCUCCCUAGUGGAGAGCCUAGAUCUUGGAGCUUUCAAGAGCUCGAGAUAAUCAAGGUGGUUGCUGAUCAGGUGGCCGUGGCUCUCUCGCAUGCUGCGAUUCUCGAAGAAUCACAACUCAUGAGGGAGAAGUUGGAGGACCAAAAUCGAGCGUUGCAACAGGAGAAGAUGAACGCUAUGAUGGCGAGCCAGGCCAGAGCUUCAUUUCAGAAGGUCAUGAGUAGUGGAAUGGGAAGGCCAAUGCACACAAUUCUGGGUUUGCUUUCGAUGUUACAAGAUGAGAAUUUGAAGAGUGAACAGAAACUUAUUGUGGAUUCAAUGCUAAGGACUAGCAUUGUCCUGUCAAAUUUGAUGAAUGAUGCCAUGGACAGCUCGGAUAGGGAUGACGGAAGGUUUCCUUUGGAGAUGAAACCUUUCGGGUUGCAUAGCAUGAUAAAAGAAGCAGCUUGCCUUGUGAAGUGCUUGUGUGUUUUUAGGGGUUUAGGUUUUAGAGUCGAGAUUGAUAAGUCUUUGCCAGACAAUGUUUUAGGUGAUGAAAGGAGGUUAUUUCAGGUGAUUUUGCAUAUGGUUGGGAAUGUCAUUGAUGGUAACCAUGGGGGUGGGAUUCUUGUACUUAAAGUUUUCGCAGAAACAGGAAGUCAAGGAAGGAAUGACCAGGGAUGGACAGCAUGGAGACCAAGCUCUUCUAAUGGGGAUGUGCAUAUUAGAUUUGAGAUAGGGAUGAGUAAUAGUGAUUCUGAAUUGAAUACUUCAGUUACCGGGCAGCUUGUGGGCUGGAAGCAUUUUGGUGAUUCAGUUGAGGAAAGGUUGAGCUUCAGCAUUUGCAAGAGGAUAAUCCAGAUGAUGCAAGGGAACAUAAGGUUAACACCAAAUUCUCAAGGUUUUCCACAAGUCAUGACCCUUUCUCUUCGGCUUCAAUUACGGCAGUCUAUUUCAGUAGCCAUACCAGAGCCUGGUGAGAGUUCUGAGCCUUCCAAUUCAAAUGCUUUCUUCAGAGGUCUGCAAGUCUUGUUGGCAGACAGUGACGAUGUGAACAGAGCAGUGACACAAAGGUUGCUUCAGAAAUUAGGCUGUGUUGUUACAUCUGUUUCUUCAGGAUUUGAAUGCCUCAGUGUUAUUGGAUCUUCCUUUAAAGUUAUUCUCUUGGAUCUUCACAUGCCUGAUUUAGAUGGAUUUGAAGUAGCCACGAGGAUUCGGAAGUUCAGGAGCCGGAAUUGGCCUAUGAUUGUCGCCUUGACAGCGAGUGCCGAAGAAGGUUUGUGGGAAAGAUGCAAGCAAGCCGGCAUCAAUGGAGUUAUCCGGAAGCCGGUCUUGUUGCAAGGAAUUGCAGGUGAACUCAGAAGAAUCCUGAUGCAGGGAAAUAAAGUCAUGUGAGCAUGGCAUGUUGCAACUGUUAAAAGCACUGCAACAUCAUGAAAAAGAGUAAUGAAAUUCCAUUAACAUUGUUGAUAGAAGAAGUAGCAGCAGCACAGAGAACUCUCAGGCUUCAAUUUCCCAGCAAGAUUUUGAGCUUAGAGAUCUUUGAUAAGAAUUUUUUUAUACAGAUUAGCUUCUUUUUCUUAUUUUGUGACUGUAAUGUGUGUAUGUAGUUUCAAUUGUGAUACAUGCAUCUUCAGCACAUCCCUAUAAUAAGAAUAUUGGGAAACAAAAAUGUGAAUCAAAUGAUUACAGAAAAUAGCACAUAUAACAGCAUUUUUUUAUUUCA
Molecule: messenger RNA, 3277 nt
Organism: Lotus japonicus
Lineage: Eukaryota; Viridiplantae; Streptophyta; Magnoliopsida; Fabales; Fabaceae
Product: ethylene receptor 2-like
Exons: 3
Coding region: 673-2946 (757 amino acids)
Biological process (GO): phosphorelay signal transduction system; response to ethylene
Cellular component (GO): endoplasmic reticulum; endoplasmic reticulum membrane
Molecular function (GO): protein binding; phosphorelay sensor kinase activity; ethylene binding
Source: RefSeq, a predicted model, not a curated record